GUAUCUAGGUGACGAAUCGUGCAGAGCUCGGUUGUUUCCGCCGCGGUUCGGCUACGAGCCGUUGUGGAUGUGGGAAUGCGGUUACCAUAGGGCUGUGGGCAUUGCUGGACACGCCGCGGAGAUGUGCGCAAGGAAACGAGGACCCACCGCGGCUGGCUGUUGUCCAAUUUAGCGGGGCUGUGGAUGGGAACUCGAGACGGAGAGGUGUCGCUGGGAACCGGGCAGCAGUGUCUGUAUAUCCCCCUUCCAUUUUUCUGGGGAUUUUCUACCUUUGUUGGGGGGGAAGAGGGAAUGUGAGAGAAGCCAAGGAUUCCCCGGCAGCACCAUGGAGCCACGCACUGCAGACAACGUGAGUACUUGGAGGGUGAAAGGUGACAGUGAGAUGAAAUGCAAAUCAUCUAAGUCGGAACCGUGACCUUUUUCCUACUGCACACAGAAGUUCUGAUACUUGACGUCAAGAUUUGGAGUUUGUGAAGCCAACAACAAACGUCAUUAUGUUUUAUGGUUCUUCCUCUGGGGCCAGCAUGUCCCUGCCAUCCAAGAGCCGCCUGAAACGCCAAAGCAGAACCUUCACACAGGUCCUGUACCGUACUCUGAGCUACAGAGACCGCGUCCCAGCAGACACUGGAACAAACACACGUGGGGACCGGCGCUCAACAACUGAACCCCCAGAGCGCCCGGCGGAUGACCCGGCUGAGCUCUCCACACAGAGCUCGGCCCCCGGGGUGCUGAAGAUCUUUGGAGAUGAAAUCUGCGCUGGUGCCAACUACAAGAGUGUCCUGGCCACGCCGCGCUCCAGCGCUCAGGAACUCGUGAAAGAGGCGCUGGAGCGUUACUCACUCAACAAGGAUGCAGCCCGUUCCUAUGUGCUGUGUGAUGUGAUCGGACGUUUGGAGGGGGGAGGCGGGUGGCGGACCGAGUGCCUGCGAGCACUUGGGGACAACGAGAAGCCUCUGUUGCUCCAGGAGCUGUGGAAGCCCCGAGAAGGACACGCUCGCAGGUUUGAGCUGCGCAGGAGAGCUGAGGUGGAGGAACUUAAUGCCAAGGAGAAGGAUACCAUCACUGCUGGGCCCAGAACCCCUCAGUUCUUGGCGGCUCUAAUGGGUCGGUCUGGGCUGGGCAAACACAGGAGCUCCCCCCUGCGGUCUGGUCGGGUGGUACAGUCCAGCUCUAAAGAUAUUAAUGCCCAGGCCCGUAAGCUCCAGAGGAACAGGGCAAAGGGGACGCUGACCCUGCCCCGCUCCAGCAAUUCAUCCUUCUGCCGCAGCCUCAGUGAAACAAGCCUUAAUCAGCUUGGAGUGGGAGAGGAGCCCAAGCGAUAUUACUCCACCUUGCCAGGACCGUUGAGGGGCCGAGAACGUGACGGACCCUCCAGCAACCGGAGGAAAGAAGAGGGAAGUCAAGGAGGUGGGGGAGGAGGGGUGAGGCACUCUCUGUACCAGUCCCCCCAUCUUCUUCUGCUGCAGGGAUUCAAUCGGCAGGACUGCCUGGUUUACCUUCUAAACAGGGAGCAGCACACAGUCGGUCAGGAGACCCCAUCAGCUCGCCCCAACAUCUGCCUCUUCUCUCCUGACAUCCUUCCCCUCCACUGCCGCUUGCGCCGAGUCCCCGCACCCCGUCGUCAUAUCAACAGUAACAACAAGGGAGAUGAUUUGGCAGAGAGUCAGCGUUUCUGCGUUGCAGUUGAGCCUGUGCUCACUGCCACUGUUCUGGUGAACUUUUCCCGCUGCGAGCGCACGACAACGUUGCGACAUGGUGACCUUCUCUCCUUUGGAGCGCAUUACAUCUUCCUGUACAAGGACCCCACAGGCGCCAAGCCCCUGCCUGCUCAAACCCUGGCUCGACUACGUACGCUGGGGCAGCUAUACGACUCGGGGGUGGAGGAGGGAGAGGAUGGGACUCAGACUUGUAAAAUGUGCGGCUCUGUGCUGAAGGACAAAGCUGCACAGGUGCUGAGUGUCCCGGCAGUUAGACGCAGCUUCAAACCACACCUGGUGAAACCUCGCGGUGUGGGGAUGGCAUCGGGGGGCCCGCUGCCUUUGCAUGUAGGUGAAACAGCGGGACGAGCAGGAGGUCAAAAAAGAAAGCUGCAACUGGAGUUUGAUCAAACUCAUGAAGACCAACUGUUGAACAGAAUUAUCUCUCUAAUUGAACCUGGAGGAGACGACCAUAAGCUGACGCCUGCCUACCUUUUGUGUCUGUGUAUACAACACUCUGCCUCAACCUUCCCUCCUGGCAGUUUUGGCAAACUGCUGCUCAAGAUCGUCCGUCGGAUCCAAACCAUUGCAUGGGAGAAGACAAAGGAGCUGGCUCAGAAGCAAGCUCAGCAUCAGGACCCAGCCUCCUUGUCUUUACUCAGCAUCUCAGACCUGAUCCCAGACUUGCAGACCAUCUUCUUCUGGAUGUCAAACUCAAUUGAGAUCCUCUACUUUAUCCAGCAACGAGCACCGGCCUAUACACACAGCAUAGAGACGCUGCAAGGGUCAAAGGAGUCAUUGUUAUCAGCGACUAUAACAGCCAAUGAGGAGGCUAUGACCAUCUUGGAGGAAGUGAUCAUGUACACUUUCCAGCAGUGUGUCUAUUAUAUCACUAAGGCUCUGUAUGUGGUGUUGCCUGGUUUAUUAGACUGUAAUCCAUUCCCAGUCGACAGCUCUGAGCCCUGCUGGAAAGGAGGUGUCGGGUUCCCUGAACCUGUGCGCAGAGUUCUGCAGGUGUUUCAGAGUGCACAGGAGCUUCUGCAUGGCUAUCUGGUUCAUCCGGAGAUCCAGGCUCAGAUGUUUGCUUACCUCUUCUUCUUCUCCAACGUGUCACUGUUUAACCAGUUAAUGGACAAAGGCUCAGCCCGGGGUUGGUUCCAGCGUUCGAAGGCGCUGCAGAUUCAGGCAUGUUUGCGAAUGGUCAUGGAGUGGGCAACCAAGUCUGGUCUGGGACAUCUGGCUGAAAAGUUCUUCAUCAAACUCAACAGUACUGUGUCCAUAGUGGCUACGCCCCCACAGCAGCUCAAACAGUUGAGUUGGCGGGUGUUGUCCAGUGAGCACCCAUCUCUAAAACCAGUCCAGCUCCAUAGGAUUCUCACCCAGUACCAGCUCACAGCAGAGAUAGGCCCUGUCCCAGUAUGGCAGCCCAGCAGUGAGGAUGAGGCUUACAUAUACAGAUCAGUUGACCUCCUGGAGAGCUUUGAGAACCACCCACCCAUCGUCCUGCCCAGCUCUGGGUUCAGAGUGGACCUGGACAGCGAGUGUGUGGAGGACAGCAUCUAUAGACAGCUGCUCUACGUCCGUCACUACCUGUGGGGCCUGCGGACCAAAACUCAAAUUCACACCAGCAAUCCCAGUGUGCUCACGCAAUCCAAUGGAACCAACACAGCCGACUGGCCGGACCUUCAGAGGGAGCUGUUACCUCCGGCCCACAGCAGUCCCCGGUCUGGGGGGGUUGGGGAUGAGGUGACAGCAGAGGAGAGAGGACGAGACGGACCCCCUGGCCAACCACAAACCCACAGCCUUAGAAGGAAUGGCACCAUUCACCAUCCUCGAACAGCAAAUCCAGACCCGUCCUGCCUCCUGACCCCACCCAACACCCCUAUGUACCCAGACAGCGGAGGACCGGGGCCCAUCCUUGGCACCAGCAUUCAAACUAACGGCUGCUCGGGCAGAACUGUAGCAGAAUGUAAAAAGACCAAUGGACUCAUCACAAAUGGACUUGAAGGGUGUAUUAGUGGGUGUGAGUUUCCUUUCCCUGUCUCCUCCCCCGGCGCUCCUUCCCUUGCUGAUGACUUGUGUGUGGUGUUUGUAGUGGAACUCGACAAGGGACCCUAUGGACUGGGAAUGGGACUCAUAGAUGGCCUGCAUACGCCUCUUAAUGCUCCUGGCAUUUACAUCCGGACACUGAUCCCAGACGGGCCGGCUGCUUCCGACGGCAGGCUGAGGAUAGGAGACCGCAUCCUGGCAGUGAACGGGACCAGUCUGAUUGGAGCGGACUACCAGAGCGCGGUGGAUCUGAUUCGUCUGGGAGGGGGUCGACUGCGCUUCCUGGUAGCCAAGUCUGACCCUGAGGUCUCAGAGAAGAUCAGUGCCUCCUCCUGCUGACCACUGCCCCGCUGAGACAUGCACCCAGAACUGCAAAGUGAGGACGAUGAUCAGCAGGGUUCACACAACCUUUGCUUAAAUGUAAAAUAUGAGAUUUGGGAAUCCUGGGUUUCUGAAACGGGAUCUUCGUUAUUCAGAUCCAAGCAGCCUGAUGUUUAAAGCACAGCAAAUUCUCUGUGGAUUUCUUAAGGAUUAUUUUCAGCUCUAAUUCCAAAUGUAAAUAGCAUGAUUCAUUGAUUAGCAACUGUCACUCUGAAAGGAUCUGAUGGACAUAAACCGAAGUAUGUCUCUUUCCCGUUUUAAAAAACAUUUGAUGAUGUGCUUUUGAAGAGGAAUGUUUUAUAAACCUGUUUGCUAGGAGUACCUGAAACGCCAUCAGUCAACUCCUUGAACCAAACCUUUGUGACUGAAUGUUUACCUUUUGUACCAGGCUUUGGAUGUAAAAUGCGAAAGAAAUUCUCCCACCUAAAGGUCCUCGCCGAACUUCAGCUUUACUGCUGAAGCUGAAUCGUGGAGACUUUAUAUUCAGCUGUACAUAUUAUGCAUUAUACUGUAGCUUUAGGUUCUCAGUGCUGGUGUGUCUACACUGUAAAUUGUUGUAAAUAUUUCAUUGGUCGGAUGAACAACAGGAAGCAAUUCGGGAAUCACUUGUGAGGAGAGAAAAAUGAAGACCUAGUGAUGGGAAAUAUUUUCGGGAAUCAUUGAACUACUUUUUUUGUACUUUUUUCCCUAACUUAUGUAUUUAUUUCUACUUUAAUUCUGGUUUGAGCAUUACAGAUAACUGUUUUUGGGUUUUUUUACAUCCUGCUUCAACACCUACAAUUACACAGAAACACGUAAUGUUUAAACCCGAACAAAAAGAGGUUUUUAUAUAAAGUUUGUUUCCAGGAUUUAAAAGAAAACCUACCAGUGGGAAUCUUCUGAUGCAGUAAACCAGCUAAAUAAUUUUUGAUUUACCUGAAGGAAGGUGAGCGGAUCAGUCUUGUUUCAGGGAAGUAGUUUUGCUCUAUUCAGUAACCAGGGAUGUCACUAAAGGCGUCUUCAAACUGGAUGAAGACCCCUGCUGUGAUAUUUAAAUGCUCCAACAGUGGGGUGGGCCUGAGGUUCUUAGGGGAACUCAGUGGUGUCCCAGUUAUGUGAGAUGAGUUUUAACUGUAUAAAACCCCUUGGCAGGGUUUUGAUGUCUUAUUGUUGUGGCAGCAUGUUGUAUUGUAUAUUGGAGUGGCAGUAUAUCCACAACAUGGGGGGUCUCUUGUCGAGGCUAAAAUCCUAUCAUGGCAGUAGCAUUUUGUUAGCAAGCCAUUAUAGCACAUUCCAUGAUCCUGGACCUUUUUCCCAGGAGUUCUGACAUUCUGCUGCAAAGACGAGCCGAACUUGAGUCUACUCUGCUUUUGGCAGUCUUGUCCCUGCCACAUGUAAGCUUUCAGAAUCGAAGCGGCAUUGUGGAACCACAGAAUACAUGGAGUGUCACUCAGUUGGGUCAUUAUAGAGCCCCAAGCAUAAGAUUUGUUUUAGAUGUCUCCCAUUCUAAGGAAGAAAACAAAUCAGUGGUGUGUGAUGCAUGUCAAAAAUACUUGCACACUUGCAGUUGGGGAAAUAAGUAUUCAAUCCCAUACUUAUUUUGCUAAAUAAGAAAUCAACAGUGCCUAGUGUUUAUGGUUGUUUGAUUUUAAUGUGGAUCGAUCUUUGAUCUGCAACAAACGAGGAAAGAUUUUUGCAGAUCUGUCAGGUUUCUAAACCAAGCUCUAAGCUAUCUUUUCCAGUAGAAAAAUCACUUAAAUUAAAGGCAAAUCAGUUUUGGCUGAUGUUAGUCUUUUAUCACAUCGGUAUCGGCCCCAUAAGUAAAACUGGGAUGUUUAUUUCCAUCUCAUUGCAGUUUCAGUUUUAUUUGGGCAUGUAGCCGUGAUAGUGACGCAGCGUGGGAUAGCGGGGUGUUCAACUGCAGUAGAUAAGCAAUGGUGAGUGGUGUGGUUAUUUUUUUUACAAUGUAGAAAGGAUAACGGAACAUCUUCAAACAUUGGCUAUUGGCUAUAACAGCAGUAUAUACAAUAUCAGCAUACAUUUUUAUUUCAGUGCAUUCCUAGUUUUUACCUUUCACAUAAUCAGUCCUGCCUGGAUUCCUGAUAUUCUGUCUCUACAUUAUGCUAAAAAAAUGAAUAAUUAGCUACCUCUCAACACCUCAUACCUGCAAGUGCAGUAACACUGAUGUGGUUAACUCGUCUUGAACAAUCUUUUGAGAAGAUUCUCAGGAUCCUGCAAGAGUUUAGCUGCCUUUCAAAAGAAAAAAAGCCUGAUAAAGUUGGGAGAGAUUUUAAAAGCGCAACACUUGAUGCUCGGUAUGCUAAAAUGCUGGAUAUUUCACCCUUCUGUACCUGAAAUCACAGCAAACGGGAACAAAAAAAAGAACUGAGGAGGGGCCAAAUUUGGUGCCGGUCAAUGAUUCCUUUUACCAAACAUCUGCUGUGGAACAAUUCACACUAACCAGGGGGAUGUUUCAUACCAACUUCGACAACUGACAGUUUUAAGUUAUUUUCUAUAAUCUACUCAUAGUUUCCUGUUAAGAAAACAGGGGCAUGACUCCAACAAAUAGCAUUUAUCUGUAGGAGGUCAAUUAAGAGUUAUUUUGGUUUGAUCCGGGGUCCCAAUCUGUCUGACAAUAUAGGGAUCAGAGGAUCCCUAUAUUUUCAUAAAUUUUCAUAAAAUAAUAUACAAUUAAAUAAAUCAGACAUUAGAUUUUAGCCUUUUAAGAUUCAUCAGGACUUUGUCUUGGUCAAAUGACCAACUGGACCUAGGAAUGAAACAGGGUUACGAACUGAAAAAGGGUCAAAUUGAUCUGGACCUUUCUGUAUUGCAGAACACCAGAGAAUUUAUUUACAAUGUCUUUAACUUUAGAAAAGAGGUUCAAUUUAAGAGCAACUUGGGUCAAUAAAAAGAUCUGAAGUCAGAAUUUGCUGAAAAUUGCCAAAAAACAUAAAACAGGAAAUUGAAAUUUAAGAAUGUGGAGCAAUUCUUUUCAAUAAAACAUGAGGUUCAUAUAUUUCCCUGUUAAAUUCAAUCCUCUGCUUUCUAUUCUGUUUGUCUGGAAAUAUAAAAAAAUUUUGUAUCCAGUUUGUAUGACGCCAUAUCUCAUGUGUGUAUAUUCUGGUCAUUAUUUAUAUUAAGAACGAUGGUACACAAGAAUAAAGACUGUUGGAUUCUUUGACAUGAAA
Molecule: messenger RNA, 7294 nt
Organism: Girardinichthys multiradiatus
Lineage: Eukaryota; Metazoa; Chordata; Actinopteri; Cyprinodontiformes; Goodeidae
Gene: radil
Product: Ras association and DIL domains
Exons: 21
Coding region: 495-4085 (1196 amino acids)
Biological process (GO): neural crest cell migration; signal transduction; substrate adhesion-dependent cell spreading
Cellular component (GO): microtubule
Molecular function (GO): GTPase binding
Source: RefSeq, a predicted model, not a curated record